This is a messenger RNA of Corylus avellana, 1876 nucleotides long. Lineage: Eukaryota; Viridiplantae; Streptophyta; Magnoliopsida; Fagales; Betulaceae. The record is from RefSeq and is a predicted model, not a curated record.
UAAUUUGCCUCAUUCAGCCGGCGCUGUGAGGGGUUCCAGAUGAAAAGUCUCAAAAGUCGUCAUUCGAAUAAAUAAAAAACUGAAGCAAACGCGUCUGCUCCACGACAGUUCAACAAACGGACACUUCAACGGCGCUGCUCCGUUGACCAUUCCAUUCUCAUUCAAUCCCUCUCUCCGCUCCUGGAUUGGCUUUGCUCUGUCUUUUUCUUCUUCUUCCUCUGUCUCCCCAUUUUACACUUUCGGUUGCUGUCCCGUGCCAAAACCGAGUGGUUUUUGGUCGGCCACGGCUCAGAGCCGCAGAAAAAAGGGUCAAGUUCACGAGACUUUACCCUCUUGAAACCACAAUUGAUUUCAUCGAUUCUUCAAUUCUUUCUUGUAUGGGUGUCUCUCGUUACAGCUUCCAAUGAGAAUUCCGUUCACUUCAUGGGUUUUCCUGAUACCCAUUUGCUCAAUUUUCCUCAGCUUUUGUAUCUUUGUGGUGGCUGGCCAAUGUUUGGACAGUCAGAGGUCCUUGUUGCUCCAAUUGAAGAACAACCUUACAUUCAACACUGCCAUGUCCAAAAAACUUGUUCGGUGGAAUCAAAGUGCCGAUUGCUGUUCUUGGGAAGGUGUAAACUGCUCGGAGGGAAGUGUUAUUGGUCUCGAUCUGACGAACGAAGCCAUCUCCGGUGGACGUGACAACUUAAGCAGCCUCUUCAAUCUUCAGAAUCUCCAGAACCUGAGUUUGGCUCACAACAACUUCAACGGUUCUCAAAUUCCAUCGGAGUUUGAGAAGAUGACGAAUUUGAGUUAUUUAAACCUAUCAAAUGCUGGCUUUGCAGGGCAGAUACCAAUUGAAAUUUCGCGCUUGACAAGGUUGGUUUCUCUUGAUUUAUCUGCCGUUUACUUCCCCGACACUACUACUCUGAAACUUGAGAAUUCAAGUCUCAAUGUGCUGGUUCAGAACCUUACGAUUGACGGAAAUAUACCAAACUGGCUCGGAGAACUUCGUAAUCUUAUGUACUUAAAUCUCUCUUUUAACCGACUGGUGACUCUGGAACGACCUUUCUCCAAUCUUUCUUUUUUGAAUGUCCUGGACCUUAGUUCAAACCAGCUCCAGGGACAACUCCCAGUUCUACCAGAGUCUGCCACGUACUUGGAUUUCUCGAGGAAUAAUUUCAGCUCUGUAAUACCAGCUAGUAUUGGUGACUCCCUUACUUUUGCUUAUUUAUUGUCUCUUUCUAGCAAUAAGUUAAGUGGGAGUAUCCCUGAAUCAAUUUGCAAUGCGGCAUAUCUUCAAGUUCUAGAUCUGUCUAAUAAUUUCCUCGGUGAAAAAAUACCCCAAUGCUUGACUAAGAUGAGUGUGACUCUUGGGGUGCUGAAUCUAAGGAGAAACAGACUCACUGGCUCAAUUCCUGAUUCCUUUCAAGUCAAUUGUAGUUUACAAACUUUGGAUUUCAAUGGAAACCAAAUAGAAGGACGGUUACCGAAGUCUCUAGCCUAUUGCACAAAGUUGGAGGUCUUGAACAUCGGGUAUAAUCUCAUCAAGGAUGUUUUCCCAUGUUACUUGAAGAAUGCAUCCAUGUUGCGAGUCCUUGUCUUGCGAUCUAACAACUUUGGUGGGUCUGUUAGUUGUUCAGAAUCUAAUGCCACGUGGCCAAUGCUUCAAAUUGUAGACGUAGCUUCAAACAAUUUUACUGGUAAACUUUCAAAAAUUUCUGAGUGGAAGGCAAUGAUGGAUGAUGAAAAUGGGGCCCAAUCAGAGCUCAAUCACCUCCAAUACCUCCAAUAUGAAUUCUUGAGUUUCAAUCAAUUUUACUAUCAAGAUACCAUAACAGUUACUCUCAAAGGUCUAGAUGUGGAUUAUACCCACUUAGACCAGCAAAAUGGUGGAUGA